GACACGGCAGGGAUAAGCGCAGGACCCGCCGGCCACCAUGUCGGGGGACUACGAGGAUGACCUGUGCCGGAGGGCCAUCAUCCUGGUCUCGGAACUCUGCACACGGGUCCGAGAUGCCGACACCAGUGACAGGUGCCAGGAGUUCGACAACCUGCGAAUCCGAGGCUACCCCCGGGGUCCAGAUGCAGACAUCUCCGUGAGCCUGCUGUCGGUCAUCGUCACCUUCUGCGGCAUCGUCCUCCUGGGCGUCUCCCUCUUCGUGUCUUGGAAGCUGUGCUGGGUGCCCUGGCGCGACAAGGGCGGCUCGGCAGUGGGCGGCGGCCCCCUGCGCAAGGACCUCGGCCCCGGGGUGGGGCUGGCCGGCCUGGUCGGCGGCGGCGGGCACCACCUGGGGGCCGGCCUGGGCGGCCACCCCCUGCUGGGCCCGCACCACCAUGCCCACGCGGGCCACCACCCGCCCUUCGCCGAGCUGCUGGAGCCGGGCAGCCUGGGGGGCGCCGACCCCCCUGAGCCCUCCUACUUGGACAUGGACUCCUAUCCCGAGGCCGCUGCGGCCGCCGUGGCCGCGGGGGUCAAGCCCAGCCAGACGUCUCCCGAGCUGCCUUCUGAGGGAGGCGCGGGCUCCGGGCUGCUGCUGCUGCCCCCCAGCGGCGGGGGCUUGCCCAGCGCCCAGUCGCACCAGCAGGUCACCAGCCUCGCACCCACCACCAGGUACCCGGCCCUGCCCCGGCCGCUCACGCAGCAGACCCUGACCUCUCAGCCCGACUCAGGCUCGGAGGAGCGGCCGCCCGCGCUGCCUUUGCCCCUGCCGGGCGGGGAGGAAAAGGCCAAGCUCAUCGGGCAGAUCAAGCCCGAGCUGUACCAGGGGACCGGCCGGCGCGGCGGGGAGGCGGGGGCCGGGCCCCCCGCGGGCCGCAUCAGCUUCGCGCUGCGGUACCUCUACGGCUCGGACCAGCUGGUGGUGCGGAUCCUGCAGGCCCUGGACCUGCCGGCCAAAGACUCCAACGGCUUCUCAGACCCCUACGUCAAGAUCUACCUGCUGCCCGACCGCAAGAAGAAGUUUCAGACCAAGGUGCACAGAAAGACCCUGAACCCCGUCUUCAACGAGACCUUUCAGUUCUCAGUGCCCCUGGCCGAGCUGGCGCAGCGCAAACUGCACUUUAGUGUCUAUGACUUUGACCGCUUCUCGCGGCACGACCUCAUCGGCCAGGUGGUGCUGGACAACCUCCUGGAGCUGGCCGAGCAGCCCCCCGACCGCCCGCUGUGGAGGGACAUCGUGGAGGGCGGCUCGGAAAAGGCAGAUCUUGGGGAGCUCAACUUCUCACUCUGCUACCUCCCCACGGCCGGGCGCCUCACCGUGACCAUCAUCAAAGCCUCUAACCUCAAAGCGAUGGACCUCACUGGCUUCUCGGACCCCUACGUGAAGGCCUCUCUGAUCAGCGAGGGGCGGCGUCUGAAGAAGCGAAAAACCUCCAUCAAGAAGAACACACUGAACCCCACGUACAACGAGGCGCUCGUGUUCGAUGUGGCCCCCGAGAGCGUGGAGAACGUGGGGCUCAGCAUCGCCGUGGUAGAUUAUGACUGCAUUGGGCACAACGAGGUGAUCGGCGUGUGCCGCGUGGGCCCCGAAGCCGCUGACCCCCACGGCCGCGAGCACUGGGCUGAGAUGCUGGCCAACCCCCGCAAGCCGGUGGAGCACUGGCAUCAGCUGGUGGAGGAAAAGACUUUGACCAGCUUCACAAAAGGCAGCAAAGGAUUGUCAGAGAAGGAGAACUCAGAGUGAGGGGUCUGGCCUAGGCCCGGAUCGGACCAGGCCCCCUCAGGACCCCAUCCCUUCCUGCCCGGACCGUGAAUUCAUCUCCUCGAAGCCAUAAUGUCUGAGCUGUGUGAUGCGGGGCAGCCCCGGGCCUGCCCAUCCUUCCACCUCUGAUGGCGUGAAGGUGGAGGAAGGCGGGCCCGGCUCUGUGUUUCAGGGUGGGGGGCUUCAGUCUCCACUGUGUCUGUCUCCCCUUCUCUGGGGCUCCCCUUCCAGGCGAGGGGCUGUGCAUGUCUGGGGGACACCUGGCCCCCCAGAUCCUUUGUCUCUGUCUUUGCUGUUUGUCCAAGACUUGGUGUCCUGACCCCUGUUCUCUCUCUGAAUGUCAACGACCAGUCCUCUGUGUUCCCCCAGACACCCCCACACACCCGUGUCUACCCCUUCUGUUCACCACAUCCUGCGUCUGGCCGAUCCCCCCACUGCUGCUGCUAUCAAUGCCAGAAUAAACACACACCGUGGGUCUCACUCCA
Talpa occidentalis (Iberian mole) is the source of this 2286-nucleotide messenger RNA. It is a transcript of the gene SYT3, whose product is annotated as synaptotagmin 3. Gene Ontology annotation, cellular component: membrane. The record is from RefSeq and is a predicted model, not a curated record. Gene Ontology annotation, biological process: cellular response to calcium ion; calcium-ion regulated exocytosis; regulation of calcium ion-dependent exocytosis. The transcript is spliced from 10 exons. Lineage: Eukaryota; Metazoa; Chordata; Mammalia; Eulipotyphla; Talpidae. Bases 38 to 1783 code for a protein of 581 amino acids. Gene Ontology annotation, molecular function: phosphatidylserine binding; calcium ion binding; clathrin binding.